This is a messenger RNA of Cavenderia fasciculata, 3318 nucleotides long. It is a transcript of the gene forG, whose product is annotated as actin binding protein. The transcript is spliced from 3 exons. Lineage: Eukaryota; Evosea; Eumycetozoa; Acytosteliales; Cavenderiaceae. Gene Ontology annotation, molecular function: actin filament binding. The record is from RefSeq and is a predicted model, not a curated record. Gene Ontology annotation, cellular component: cytoskeleton; cytoplasm. Gene Ontology annotation, biological process: actin filament network formation; cortical actin cytoskeleton organization. The coding region runs from base 1 to 3318 and encodes 1105 amino acids.
AUGUUAUUGACAAUAACAUUACAAAUUGAUAAUAUCAAUAGUGGUGGUGGUGGUAAUACCAGUCCUACUUUGCAGGGUGGUACACUAACACCACAAUUGGCAAUGUCAUUAUCAGCACCAGCAACUGCUUCAAACAACAAAAGAGCAUCACUCAAUGUAUCACAAUUACAAUUACAACAAGGAUCAAAAACCUAUAGUCUAGAUGAAAAGUCUAGUUACAAGACUGUAUUUUUAGCAAUAUGUGCAUUGUUUGGUAUUGCAGACACCAACUCUGACAGUUAUAUCUUGCAAGUAGAAUCGAGUAAAAAGUAUCUCAAUUGGCCACCCAUUCAAGACGAAUCGAAAACCAAACACAUUGUCAAAUACCUCAUAGAGUCGGGUGAAUCCUCCAUCCUAUUGAAAUAUAAUCCAACCUAUCGUGCAAUGCGUUGGGUUAAAGCUUUAAAUGAAGAAGAUAAUCAAAAAGAUAUCAUAUUUCAUUUAAAAUAUAAAUUACAAGAAUCAGAAUUUGCAGAAUCAUUUAUUGAACAAGGAGGAGUUGAUGGUAUAUUGACAAGUGUAACAUCGGCCAAAGGUAAUGCACAGACAUAUGCAUUGGGAGCGUUGAGAGCAUGUUUGGAGUAUGUCAGUGGUAUGGAUAUCAUUACAAAGACACCGGCAUUGAUCAAACAAUUGUUUGCAUUGGUUGAUUCGUCGGUGGUUGGAGUAUGUCGUAGUUCGUUGGAACUGUUGUUUGUCAUGUGUAAUAUAAGAAGAGAGGAAGGGUUCAAUUCAAUCCAUCUCGCUGCCAAGGCUUUGGCACAGGCCCAAGAAAAGAGACCGUAUGCCAAUAUCGUCAGAUUGUUGGAUAGCGGUGACCUCGAGACCAAAAUCAAUUCAUUUACUCUGCUCAAUGUCAUGUUGGAUUGUUGUCCAUCCGAAGAGAAAACACAAAAAUUGGUAAAGAAAUGGGGUGACUUGGGAUUACACGACAAACUACGAUCGUUGGUUGAAAUUCAACAAAAGGAAUUCCAAAUUCAAUUGGAACUCUAUGAAGAUCUAACUGGCAUCAAACUUCGAACUAAAGCUUCGAGACUCGAAGAAAUAUGUAAACGUCUUAAAACUAAACUCAAUGAAUACGAUAGUCAACAACCUUUGGUCAAUAUCCUAAAAGAAGAAUUAAGAUUAAAUCAACAAUUAAUUAAAGAAGCUUCAAAUGAUAGAAUAUUUUUAAAUUCACAUCCAGUACAAAGAUUUUUAGGACCAUUAAAUCCAAGUUAUCCAGUUGAUUUAUCAUUCCUUAGAACAACAGUGAUUGAAAAGGAGAAGAUAUUGGAUUUGGAGAGGAAAUUAUUGUCGAUUAAUGAAACGUUGAAACAAGAGCUACGACAAUCGGAAGAAUACAAGAAUCAACUACUAACCUAUAAAAAGACGUAUGAUUCGACCAUCUCGGAUUUGACGGUUGAAAAUCAACGUCUUGCACAACAAGAAAUUAAAUAUAAAUUUGAAAUGGAUCAAUUAAAGAGUGAAUUGACUAGUCGUGGACCUGCUACAGUAUUGGGUGGUGGAGCAGCGAUUGCAGCAGUUGGAUCACUUGAAGAAGCAUUAUUGGAGAUUCAAAGAUUAAAAUUGGUUUUGGAGGAAAAGAAUCCACCUGAUCAAGCUCAGAUUGGUGAUGCUGAUGGUGCAUCUAAUCUAAGUGUUCCUGAAAAGGUUUCAUUGUCACCUGAUACAUCGGCUACUGAUGCUGGUGAUGGUGAUAGUGCUGCUGGUGGGCCACCCCCUCCACCUCCACCUCCACCUCCACCAGGUGGUGCACCACCCCCUCCCCCAGGUGGCGGUCCUCCUCCACCACCACCACCUCCACCUCCAGGAGGCAAGAAACUUGCCGGACCAUCUGCCAUCCAACCGACCAAACCAGCCGUCAACCCAGGUGCCAAGAUGAAACCACUCUAUUGGAAGCGUAUCAUUCUACCACCCUCUGGAAGAUCGGAAUCGAUUUGGGAUCAAAUUCUCGAACCAACAUUCAACGCCAAAGAUUUUGAAGAAAUGUUUUGUCAAAAAAAGAAACAAGAAGCUUUAAACAAGGCGUCAAUGGGAGAGAAUAAUAAUGGCAGUGACAAUGGAGCCGAUAAACCAUUAGAAAAGAUUAAAUUGGUAUCAGUGAUUGACCUUAAAAAGUCAAAUGCUAUUGCAUUUAUGCUUGCCAAGUUGCCAGCGGUCGAAGAGUUGAAAAGAGCGGUUGACAAACUAGACAGUAACAAAUUGCACAAGGAAGUGAUCAAAACACUCUUGCAAAAUGUUCCAACCGACGAAGACUACCAAACCAUCAAGGCGAGUGAGGUGCCAGUCGCUCGAUUGGACCGUCCCGAACGUUGGAUACUCGAAAUGCACUCUGUCCAAUUCCUCAAGGAACGUCUCCGUUGUUGGUUGUUUACCAUUGAAUUCAACGAGACUAUUACCAACCUCUCGAAUAGUUUCCAACUCUUGUCCAAGGCAUGCACAGAUGCCAAGGCAAACGAAAGUCUCAGAAAGAUACUAGGUAUUGUUUUGGUACUUGGUAACCACAUGAAUGGCGGGUCUAGUCGUGGUCAAGCCGAUGGUUUCAACCUCGAGAUUCUCGACACUCUCUCCACCACCAAAGAUGUCGAUGGCAAGCAAACGCUACUCGAGUAUAUCGCCAGAAUGGCCGUUGACAAGUACCCCAAGACACUUACACUAGUCGAUGAACUCGAGUCACUCGGACAAGUCCAACUAUCACUACAAGACAUCCAAACCGAUGUUGGUGAUCUAGAUGGUCAAUUCAAUAUUUGUAAUAACCUCUCGACCAAGAUUGGUGAGGGUCUCGGUGACUUUAGUUCAAUCGUUCCACCCUUUUUGAAAAAGGCAGAGGCAGACAUUAAAAAACUUAAAGACACUCAAAAAGACACCAUCGAAAAGUUCCACACGCUCAUUGAAUUUUUCGGCUACCCCAAGACGGCCACAUCAUCCAUCACAUGCCAACAAUUUUUCGGAUCAAUCUAUGCCUUUUCAGCGGCAUUCUCCAAGAUGGCUCAAAAAAUCGACCGUGACAUUAAAAAUAACAACAAGUCUACCAAUACUGGAACAGGCGAGGGUAAAAAGAUUGGUGGUGGUUCAGAUCCACUCGCAGCUUUGGCCAAUGCAAUUAAAUUGGGUCAAACUGGUUUAAGAAAGAAAAUGGCUGAAAAGGAAAAUAACAGUAGUAAUAAUAGUAGUAAUUCAGGUAGUUCAAUAAUGAAAGAAAAAGAUAAUAAUAAUAAUAAUAAUCCAACUCCAAUAACUCAAUCAAAUUCUUUAUCUUUACCAGUUUUAAAAUAA